Messenger RNA from Amaranthus tricolor (Joseph's coat), 1250 nucleotides. Its product is annotated as B-box zinc finger protein 19-like. The transcript has 5 exons. Bases 263 to 832 code for a protein of 189 amino acids. The record is from RefSeq and is a predicted model, not a curated record. NCBI's taxonomy places the organism in Eukaryota, Viridiplantae, Streptophyta, Magnoliopsida, Caryophyllales, Amaranthaceae. Gene Ontology annotation, molecular function: zinc ion binding. Gene Ontology annotation, biological process: regulation of DNA-templated transcription; photomorphogenesis. Gene Ontology annotation, cellular component: nucleus.
AUGAUUCUCAAGUUCCAACAAAACUAACGCCCCGUGAACAUACACAUACCAUGCUUAUAAAUAGUACACAAAUAGAAGUAACUAUGAAUUUGAUUGAGAAAUAUUUGCCCCCAUUCAAACUUCGAAACAAAGAUACAACUCAUUUAACCCUAAUUUCUUUGAUUUCGUCUGCAAUUAGAAGUUAGAAGGUAAUGAAAUUGAUAAUAAUGGAGUCUUAAUAGCUAGAAAUUUCAUUCAUAAAUAACUGGUCUGGGUUUAGUGAAUGAGAAGAAACCAAAUGAAUGACAGUGAGGAAUUGCAGAUAAGAGGUAAGAGAUUUAGAUUCAUACAACAAAUGCGGACGGUUUGUGAUGUUUGUGAGACUGCUGUUGCGGUUUUCUUCUGCCCUGCUGAUGAAGCUGCUCUUUGCCUUUCUUGUGAUCACAAGGUCCAUACGUGCAAUAGACUUGCAAAUUGCCAUGUAAGGUUAAGGCUCUCAGCACCAAAACCCUUUUCUCGGUGUGACAUAUGUGAGAAUGCACCAGCUUUCUUCUAUUGUGAGAUAGAUGGGACUUCCCUCUGUUUGCAAUGUGAUAUGAUGGUACAUGUUGGAGGUAAACGAACACAUGGAAGGUAUCUUUUAUGCAGGCAGCAAGUUGAGUUACCAGCUUCAAUUUCCAUGGAUCACACCCUCGCUGGAAGGGAAACGAACGCCAACGUACAAAGUCACAAGAAUCCGUCUUCAGUUUUAGCUCCAACCCCUCUCGGUAAUGAGCAGACAGAUAGGAAAAUGAUCGAUUUGAACAUAAAACCUCAUCGCCUACACGACAGUUCCUCAAACAGUCAGCAAUAAAUUAUCAAACUCGGAACUACAUUGGGAUAUAUACUAGUGAAAGCUAGCUUGUACGAUCUGUUUUUCGUAAGGUAACUACAGAUUAUUUCAUUUUUCGAGAUCAUCGCCUUAAGAGGCUACAUCAGCAGUACAUCAGUGUCUUUUAUGGGUUGGAUUUUUGGUUUCGCUUAGCGGAUUCGCGUAUGGGUUUAAAAGCAUCAAUGAAUUGCGUUGCGUUUGUAAUCAAUCUGUGCUCGAUUUCUGUUAUGAAUUGUAUGACUUAUGAUGAUCAUAGAUAAAUAUAUUGUAGAAUUCCAUGCCUAUUGGGAAGUAUGAAGAAGAGUGGCAUAAUUUGUAUAAGCAAACACUAGUUUAUCUUGUUAAUUUGAUGAAGUUUUUGAUAACUUAUGAAUUUUCCAUUAUUAUUUUUGAGUUAUAA